This is a messenger RNA of Mya arenaria, 2100 nucleotides long. Its product is annotated as protein LKAAEAR1-like. Bases 103 to 606 code for a protein of 167 amino acids. The record is from RefSeq and is a predicted model, not a curated record. Lineage: Eukaryota; Metazoa; Mollusca; Bivalvia; Myida; Myidae. The transcript is spliced from 7 exons.
GUUACUGUUUACAUUAAUGGCGGCGCCCUUAUAGUUUUUUUAGUGUCGAACUUAAUUUCUUGAAAACACAUAUAUUUAUUUUCGUGUUUAAAUUUGAAAGAUAUGGCUGACGAUGAUGGUGGAAAGUUUAAAGUAAGAAACAAAAAGAAAAUAACAGAGCGGGACUUGAAAAAGAUGGCCCCACAACAGAGAAGCAAGUACAUGGCUUAUGAAGACCCACCAAAGGAAAUUGUUGAAAACCAAAUUAAUGCAGCCAAACGUUUAAUUGAGCAAAAGAAGCAAUACCAAAAAGAUAAUGCUCCACCAUCAGAUGAACAAAUUGUUGAGAGGGAAAAGCAUGAAAAACUUAUUGGUCAGCUGAAAGCUGCAGAGGCUAGAAACAGAUUAAGAAUUAUGCGUCUGCGUUACCAGUCCAGCAGAGCGCAGGAGAUUGGUCACCUGAUUGCCUGCCAGCCGACGGCCUUGAAAGCGGUGAGGCUUCAGGCACUUGUCCCCUCAUACCCUAACGAGAAGGACCGCGGAGAUUCCCUCGAAAAACUUGAUCGUGAGAGAAUUGAAGCCCUUCUAGAAGACAAUAAAGGCUUGCUUAUCAACAGAAUCAACUGAUGGUACCCACAUACCCCAACCACUCCUAGUCUCUAUGUUUUUAUUAGCUCUUCACACAAGAAACCAUAUUUCUGAUACUUUAUUUUUGAAGUCACGGAUGGUAACAAAAAAGCUUCAAUUUCGUUAGAUCUAUAACAUGUACCAGUAUAUGUAUAUUGCUUAAAUAUCAUAAAGACUAUGUAAAUUUACCUCAAUAAGAUUUUAAGGUAAUUAAUUAACUGUCAAACUAUGAUGCUAAAUUAUGGGUACCAUUUACAUAUUAUGAUGUACUUAAAAGUAACAUUUCAUGCAUUGAUUUUGAAAGUUCAUAUUCGUCAUUUUUUAGCGCUGGAAUAUUAGAUAAAACUUUACUGCCAUUACAUUGCAUUUAUAUUCACAUGACUAUCAUAACUUGUUACAUAUUUUCACCAUAUUUUUUGCUUUUAUUUACAUAAUUUAUUUGUUCAUUUUAUGUUAAAUUGCAUUCAACAAUGAUUGAUUUGUUUGUCUCUUAAAUACAUAAACAUCAGAACAAUUCAACUGAAUUUGUGAGCUUCUGGAACUUGUCUUGAACUGAGGAACCCAAAAGUGUAACAAUUAUUCACUUGUUUGACAUGAAGGUAUUCAACCCAUAAUGCUUUAUUAACAUAUUAUACUUUGUACCCCCAUUUUUACUGCACUUCUUUUUUUGGUCUUUUAAUAUUGAAAAAUAGGUUUGUCACAUGCUCUUGUGUCUAAUAUAAAGUACAAAAUUAGUUUCCUGCGAUGUAUUUUGUGACAGUAUUUGACAUGCUGUGAAAUCAUUUAUAUUUGUGGGCUUGAAAUUUCAUGGUUUUUCGAAAAAGGUCAAUUUCAUGGGUACAUGUUAGUGGAUUUUCAUUGUUGGAGAAAUAAAAAUCACAACUGCUGUCCUAAAUCUUUUGCAAAAUCACAACGCACCGAUAAUUAUAAAUAUUCUCGAUCAGCCAGAAAAAUCCUAUUGAUUUACACCAAUAUUAAGUGGGGGUCACAGGCAUCUCAUUUUAAGACUAGGGUUACUGGAAACAUUUAGUUACUAGCUUAUUGUUGGGUUAGAUACCUCAAAUUGAAUUAACAGCAGCUGCUUUAAUAAAGAUAUAUUUACAUGGGAGGAAAAUGUAUGGGAUAUAUUUUCAUUCAUUUCUCUGACAGGGUCUCAAGACCUGUCGGGCAUGUGCAAAUGCAGGCCCUUGUGCAGUUGUUUGUUGUUGUUGUGGUAUUAUAGAUGAUUCUGUAAUAAGACUGGAAGACAUUUCUAUUACAAAUGUUGUUAUAUUAACAGUUUUGUAUAUAUUGAAACAAUUUUAUGAUUAACGAAAGAAGUCUGUGUUUGGUAAGCAUCUGUUUUGAAGAAUAUAUUUUUUGUUUUAUUUUGUUGGUAUUUCUACUAUGCAUACAAGUAAUUAAUGUCUUUAUUAAUUGUUAUGUCACUGUAGUUUGUUUUUAAAUUGUAUUUAUGUAUUGCAAAAAAAAUAAAAAUAAACUACCAAUAUUUAA